UCAAAAUCGCAACUUUUUAUUUCUUUUUCGACCCUUUCGAUCAUCGGAAAAGCUCUUUUUUUUUUUUUUUUGACGAUCUUUGGGUCUCGACUCUUGAGUAAAAUUGGUGUUUCUUCUCUGUUGUUCUUAAAGUUUUGAUCUUUUUUUGUUUUUUUUUUUUUCAUUUUGGGGGGUUUUGAAAUCUAGUGAAAUUUUUGAUGGAAGUGGGUAGCUCCAAUUCAUCGGGUCAGCUCUCAGGGCGGGUCGUUGAUACAAGAGGCAAACACAGGAUUCAAGCUGAACUCAAGAGGCUUGAACAAGAAGCUAGAUUCUUAGAGGAAGAGCUGGAGCUGCUUGAGAGGAUGGACAAUGCAUCAGCGUCCUGCAAAGAGUUCUUAGACAGUGUUGACAGCAAACCUGAUCCUCUUCUUCCUGAAACAACAGGUCCGGUGAAUGAGACAUGGGAUCAAUGGUUCGAAGGCCCUAAAGAAACAAAACGAUGUGGCUGUUCCAUUCUUUGAUCUUCCUUUCCCUCUUUUAAAGUUUUGUAUCUACUUCUUCUAGAAGAGUGAGUUUGUGUUUUUACAUUCCGCGGCAGUGAAAUUGAUGUAAUUGGCCAAAAAAUAUGAUUCAUUUGUGCAGAUAAAAAAUCUAUUGAUAUUGACAUGUCUUUAA
This is a messenger RNA of Camelina sativa (false flax), 654 nucleotides long. Its product is annotated as guanine nucleotide-binding protein subunit gamma 2. The record is from RefSeq and is a predicted model, not a curated record. Lineage: Eukaryota; Viridiplantae; Streptophyta; Magnoliopsida; Brassicales; Brassicaceae. Gene Ontology annotation, biological process: G protein-coupled receptor signaling pathway.